Messenger RNA from Trichobilharzia regenti, 2375 nucleotides. Lineage: Eukaryota; Metazoa; Platyhelminthes; Trematoda; Strigeidida; Schistosomatidae. The record is from the annotation of a GenBank genome assembly.
GACUCUAAAUACUAUUCGUAUUUGAUUUAAAGAAGCUAUCUGCGUCCAGGAAAUCCCCCAAUCUUCAUUUAGUCGGAUAUUUCUAAUACCUGUGAUGUUGAUUUCAUUAAGUUAAAAAUGAUGGAUGAAUUAGAAGAUUGGUAUAUGGAUGAAGAUGUUGAUGUUGGAGAAGAGGAUAUUGGACCUUUUCAACAUCAUUUGGAUCGAGAUAUUGAAGAAAUGGAUAUGAUUGAUUAUGAUGAUACCUUAGGAGAAAAUGCAAUAUCAGUGAAAUUGUUAACUAAUGAAAUGUUGACCUGUUCUUUACCAGUAUUAAAACAAGUUAAUUCACUUCUUAUUCUAAUACUUAUUUCAUGCUUAUUUUGGCAUAUUGUAAACAUUAUUCUCAAAAGAAGCUUUCAUUUCACUGGGAAAAUUUAUCAUACAUUUGUCACUAUAGUUCUGCAUACCCUUUCUGUUUCUCUCGGAUUAUUCAUUUUACAUCGUGCUGUUUAUGAAUUAUGGUGGAUAAUAAUUGGAUUAACAGUGAGCCUGGCUAUUGUCUUCAUCUCUGAUAUUAAUUCUCAUUUUCGUCAUUCUGAUAAACAGAGUGUAAACUGGGAAUCAUUUAUUGUCCUAGGAAUAUGUUCAUCUGUUCAACUAUACUGUGAACUAUAUGUGAACCCUGUCCAAUGGCAUCAAAUUCGAGGAAGUAUUAUGAUCAUUAUUAUGAAAUCGAUAUCUUUUUCAAUGGAACAAAAAACCUUUUAUAGUAACCAUGUCAACAGUCAACCGUGUAUACUAUUGUGGACACCAUUAUAUCGUGGAUUAGUUUGGUUAUCAUAUUGUUUGUGUCCAGCUAGUCUAUUGUUUGGUCCAUGGUUUAGUCCAUUGAAAUAUGAAGAAAUGAUUAGAAGUGAUUAUAGUAGUACAAGAUUUUCUAUAAAAAAUAUUAUCUUAUCAUUGUUGCAUUCAGUUAAAUUAUUUGGAACAUCUUUAGUGUGUUUAAUUUAUUCAACUUGUUCUACGUAUACAUUACUUUCUAAAUUAACAUUUCAACCUUGGCUGUAUGCUUAUUUCUCCUCUCAGAGUUUUCGUUUCAGUCAUUAUUUUGUAUGCAUUUCAAGUGAAUCUUUUAUGAAUGCCUUGGGAUACUGUGAUAAAUAUUCAGUUAAGUCUAAAGAAAAAUUAGAUGAUGAUAAUAAUAAAGAAAAAGAAAAAAGCACGAUUGAAGUGUACAAACCAUAUGUUGUAACACGUCCAUGGUCUAUUGAAUUUCCUCGAUCCUUAGUUGAAGUUGUAAUUCACUGGAAUUUACCGAUGCAUACUUGGUUAAAACAAUAUGUUUACAAACCAUUACGUGCAUAUGGACAUAUUUAUGCUAUCGUGGGAACGUAUGCAGCUAGCUCACUAUUACACGGUUUGAAUUUUCAAUUGAGCGCUGUUCUAUUCUCCAUUGGAAUUUAUGCAUAUAUUGAAUAUGUUUUUCGAGAGAAAUUAGCAACUAUUCUAAAUGCAUGUGUAGCCAGUCGACGGUGUCCAGAAACCUGCUCUCAUGUUAACAAGAAUUCUUCUUGGGUAUAUUGGUGGAAUUUUGCUUUCAGUUGCCUAGCCAUAUUUCAUCUGGCUUAUUUGGCUGUGAUGUUUGAUACAAGUGAACAACAGUACCAGGGUUAUAGUAUGUGGCAUGCUUUAAACAAAUGGUAUGGUUUAGGAUUUCUCAGUCAUAUUGUCGCUUUUGCAACCUUUUUGUUUUAUAAAUAUUUAUAAGGAAGGUGCUUUUUAUUCACGUACUUCUGUCCUCCAUAUUUUCGAAUUUAACUCUGUCAGUAUUGUUAUUAGUUCUUUUUAACAGUGUUAUUAAUGGUAUUCACAUCUUGAUGUAUAUUUUCCAACCUUCUUUUGUACAAUGAAACACAUUUAUUACCGGUAGUUUGGUAUUUUUGUUUCAACUGGAUCACAAAAGUUAACUGUUUUAUAUUAAGCCUUCCUUCAUCUAGGUGGUCGGUUUGUUUUCUCAAUAAGUCUUCGUACGAUAAUUUUUUGUAUCAUUCACCAUUGUACAUGGUUCUUUUCUUCUUUUUUUCUAUAUCGUCUGUGUAUACCGCUUUCUACCAUGACAUGGCAUGAGUUUCUUUUUUAUAUUUUUAAUAAAACUAUAAAUAUCGUUCACAUUUUUUUAAUUAAUAAUUGUUCCUACUGUAGUACUAGUGUAACGAAUGGUAGAAGAUAGAACAACUCGAUAUAGAGAUAUAGGCAAAAUGAUGUCUACUAUAUAGUAGAAUAUGAAUGACAAUUGGCAUAUAUCUUCGCUAUUGUGCUGCUUUCUCUUCCGCAUUGUUCUUCUUCGUCUAUCUUGAGCAUCUUUCUUAGUGCCAUAUUGUACCAAGUUUUUU